UAUAAAUCUUGGAGAGAAGAAACUCCAGCCAACAAUGGAGAGGACGCGAUUCCAAUUUCAGAGUCUAAAGAUGGAUGGCGAUCGCGUGAGUAUAACUAUCAAGGAUAGUGAAAUCUGGGAGCAGAGGAGGGCCAGAUUGAAAGCGCUUGAGUUGUUAAACAAACCACACCGCCCCGCAGAACUCAAAUUGCGUGUGAAUCCGCGGCUACAAGCCGCCGUGAAAGGAGGUGACGUCGAUAACUUCAUCGAGGCCCUCGAGAAGUACUCCGCCGAAGAGAGGGUCUCUUUGUCCGAUAUCAUAGACAUGCAGGGGCCGUCCGGGAACUCGUUGCUCCAUGUUGCGGCAGGCAUCGAGAACUCUGACAUCCUCCGAGCCCUCCUUGAGGUCAUCCCCGACAAGCAGAGCACCACCAAGGCGAACUUCCGAGGGGACACUGCGCUCCAUGUCGCAGCCAGAGCUGGAAGGAUCCACGUGGCCAAGCUCCUCCUCGACUGCGAUGGGAUCGCAGGCAUGGCGAACGACGUGGGCAACACGGCGUUGCACGAGGCUGUGAAGAACAGUCACUACGGGUUGACUCGUCUGCUCCUGAACGGAGGGUCGCAUUUGGUGUAUGAGGAGAACAGAGAGCGUAAGUGCCCGCUGUAUUUGGCGGUCGAGACGGGGGACUCGGGGAUUCUGGUGCUUUUGAUGGAGGCGGUGGAUAGGGAUGAUAAGUUCCGGUGGUCGAGGGUGGAAGGCAUGUCGCCGGUUCAUGGAGCCGUGAUGCAUCAAAGGUUAGAAAUGCUAAAAGAGAUGUCGAAGCGAAAGAAAGAGCUAUUUCACUUAAGCGACGCCGGAGGUGGUACUCCCCUCCAUCUGGCGGCAUACAUCAAUUAUGUAGAAGGAGUCAAAUUCUUGGUCGAGGAGUUCGCUUCAAGCACUGUCGAAUACGAUAAAGAGGGCUAUCUUCCGAUUCACGUCGCAUCCAAGAUGGGUCAUCUCGAAACGAUCAAGGAGCUGCUUCUGCAUUGGCCAGAUCCGGAAGAGUUGCUGAACUUUAAGGAAGGGCAGAACAUACUUCACGUCGCGGCAAAGUACGGAAGGGCCUCCAUAGUGAAGUACACACUCGGUAAUCCCGAGCUUGAGAAGCUCCUAAAUGCGAAAGACAAGGAAGGAAAUACGCCUCUCCAUGUGGCCACAUUGCAGUGGCAACCCGAGGUUCUGCUCUCCCUCACCCGGCACAACAGGGUCGAUCUUAAGCUUGUGAACAACAGCAACUUGACAGCUCUCGACAUUGUAGAUGAGCAACUGAGAAAAAUCGAUGCUCCACUUCACCAGAGCUUGACACGAACAAUCUUACUGUCUGCUGGAGCACCUAGAAGCAAAGACAAAGCAAUUUGUCAACCAAAAGGCUUAGGUCCGGGGAAAGAUUUGGUGCCUCCGGAUUUGGAUAGACUAAAGGAUGAGGCCAAUUCCCGUAUGGUCGUGGCAACGCUCAUUGCUGCUAUGACAUUCGCUGCCGGCUUUUCUAUUCCUGGAGGAUAUAAUGGCUCUGAACCAGAUGCGGGGAUAGCCACGAUGUUGAACAAGCCCAUGUAUGACAUCUUUGUGAUUUGCAACACCGUUGCCAUGUUCAGCUCGAUAAUUGCAGUUGUGAUCCUUCUCUGGAGACAGAUCAACGAUUCGCACGCGGUGCUUCACGCCCUUGGAAAGGCGAGGCUACCGCUACUCAUUUCUCUCGCCUCAAUGUCCGUGGCCUUCAUGGCGGGGGUCUACGUGACCGCAAGCAAACGCACUUGGAUUGCCGUCAUGACCUUGAUCAUCGGAAUCACCACCCUCUUCGUCAUCUUGAGUCUUUAUGUUGCCUUUUUCGUUCCGCUUGGGUACAAUUGUCGUCUCGUCCAGCUCCUUGCCGACUACAUCAUUAGAGCUGGUAUAUCAAUUUCAAGAAGUGUAACCGUAGAGAGGGCCACGUGGCAGCCUGAGUAUACUCUUGGGAUGCUGAAACCUGGUGCCUGAUCUGCCGAUAUUGAUCCAGCACCAUCAAUAAAUGUCGCUGAUGAAAGCUCAUGUUGUUGAGGCUUC
This is a messenger RNA of Rhodamnia argentea, 2065 nucleotides long. RefSeq names its product protein ACCELERATED CELL DEATH 6-like. Gene Ontology annotation, cellular component: plasma membrane. The record is from RefSeq and is a predicted model, not a curated record. The transcript is spliced from 3 exons. Lineage: Eukaryota; Viridiplantae; Streptophyta; Magnoliopsida; Myrtales; Myrtaceae. Bases 35 to 1999 code for a protein of 654 amino acids. Gene Ontology annotation, molecular function: protein phosphatase 1 binding; protein phosphatase regulator activity.